AUUCUGUAUGAAUUUUCCUGUUUUUUUUUUUUAAUUUUUAUUUUACAGACAUUAACCCUUUCUUUGACUAUUACCUUUUCUUGAUUUUGUUAAUCUGUAAAUAGUCCACCUUGAAUACCCAUUAUCAUUUUAAUAAAACCUUCAAACCCAUUCUUCCUCCCAUCUUCAAUAGUCCACCUCCCUUUAUCUAUCUUUCCCUUUCUCUUUCUCUCCCCAAUCACACAUUUCUUUCUGCAAUCAAUCUUUAGAAUCAACCAAACCCACAAACUCAAUCCAUCUAUCCCUUCAAGAAACCCCAAGAUUCCAUCUUUAUUCAACAAGAUUGAGGAACAACACCACCCUUUUGUUCUUCUUCAUCAAUCACCAGUUUCUUGAAAAGAUUUCAUCUUUCUUCAUACCCAUUUUUUAAAUAGAAAAAAAAAAUACAAUCUUUUUUGCAUUCCAAGAAGAUCAGACCUAAAAAAAAUUGGGUUUUUCCAUUUUUCCCAUUUUUUACCUUUUUUUUCCAUUUCAAGAUUUUCUUGAAAACCAUGAAGUUAUCUCAUAUGGAUAAUAUUAAUACCCCAUCAACACCUGGGAAGUUCAAGAUGGAAAAACCCAAUUACAAUCAUAGAUUCAGAUGGCAUUAUUCUUAUCUUGCAAAGCUCACAUUUUGGAGCUUUGUGUUCAUGGGAUUAAUAUUCAUUUUCUUCUUCAAAUCACCACCCACAUCAAACCCAUCAUCCAUUUCAUCAGAUCUCUCUCGCAGAUCCUUAAAAACCAGAUCUUGGGGCGGACCCGACUGGGAAAAACGGGUCAAAUCAUCCUCCAAGAUCCGAUCAAAAUCUGGGUUUUCUGUUCUAGUCACCGGCGCCGCCGGCUUCGUCGGAACCCACGUCAGCGCCGCCUUGAAACGCCGUGGUGACGGCGUUUUAGGGUUAGAUAACUUUAACGAUUAUUACGAUCCUGCCCUUAAAAGAGCUCGUCAAUCUUUGUUGGAAAGAAGUGGGAUUUUCAUAGUGGAAGGGGACAUAAACGACGCCGCAUUGCUCAAGAAGCUUUUUGAGGUAGUUCAUUUUACUCAUGUUAUGCAUUUAGCUGCUCAAGCUGGUGUUAGAUAUGCUAUGCAAAACCCUAACUCUUAUAUCCAUAGUAAUAUUGCCGGUUUUGUAAAUCUUCUUGAAAUAUGUAAAAAUGUAAACCCUCAACCUGCAAUUGUGUGGGCAUCAUCUAGUUCUGUUUAUGGGUUGAAUACCAAAGUACCCUUUUCGGAGAAAGACCGAACCGAUCAGCCCGCGAGUCUGUAUGCUGCGACGAAGAAGGCGGGUGAAGAAAUCGCGCAUACUUAUAAUCAUAUCUAUGGGUUGUCUUUAACUGGUUUGAGAUUCUUUACGGUUUAUGGACCGUGGGGUAGACCGGAUAUGGCUUAUUUUUUCUUCACUAAAGAUAUCUUGAAAGGGAAGUCGAUUCCUGUUUUUGAAUCGGCGAAUCAUGGGACGGUUGCGCGUGAUUUUACGUACAUUGAUGAUGUUGUGAAGGGUUGUUUGGGUGCUUUAGAUACUGCGGAAAAGAGUACGGGAAGUGGUGGGAAGAAAAGAGGGGCUGCACAGUUGAGGGUUUUUAAUUUGGGGAAUACUUCACCUGUUCCUGUUUCUGAUCUUGUUAGUAUUUUGGAGAAAUUGUUGAAAGUGAAAGCGAAAAGACGUACGAUGAAGUUGCCUAGAAAUGGUGAUGUCCCGUUUACUCAUGCGAAUAUUAGUUUGGCUCAAAGGGAGUUUGGGUAUAAACCGACGACAGAUCUUCAUACGGGGUUGAAGAAGUUUGUUAGAUGGUAUGUGAGCUAUUAUGGUUCGGGAAAGAAGAGUGAUCAUUGAGGCAUGACGCGUUGUUGAAAAAAAAAAGCGGUAAACUUGUUCUUGAAUUGUUAUUCGUUUUGAUAUAUUCAUAUGAUUGUUUUGUUAAUCCAGUACUUCCGAUCAUAUUAUCUUGUUUUCGACUAUUGGCAUAAAGGAAGGCGAAAGAGAGGGAUCUCACACGAUGAACAAGUUUUUGGUUCGUUUUGUUUUAAGUUUUCGUGGUUCGAGUGGUGUCUUUGAUAUGUAGCAAAAGAAAUGCAAGAGCUUAAUGUUGGUUGGUAUUGACUUAUGGGAAUGUAAUUUGUUGUAGCAUUAUUUUGUAGGAUUCAUGACUGGUAGAGCAAAUUCGCUUUGAUUAGUUAACUUGUAUCAUCUCUUGGUUUUCAAAUAAAUACAACACUUUGGUUUGAAUGUUA
Molecule: messenger RNA, 2251 nt
Organism: Helianthus annuus (common sunflower)
Lineage: Eukaryota; Viridiplantae; Streptophyta; Magnoliopsida; Asterales; Asteraceae
Product: UDP-glucuronate 4-epimerase 3-like
Exons: 1
Coding region: 531-1853 (440 amino acids)
Source: RefSeq, a predicted model, not a curated record